Messenger RNA from Sinocyclocheilus anshuiensis, 3713 nucleotides. RefSeq names its product desmocollin-3-like. Gene Ontology annotation, molecular function: calcium ion binding. Bases 168 to 2570 code for a protein of 800 amino acids. The transcript is spliced from 13 exons. NCBI's taxonomy places the organism in Eukaryota, Metazoa, Chordata, Actinopteri, Cypriniformes, Cyprinidae. Gene Ontology annotation, cellular component: desmosome; plasma membrane. The record is from RefSeq and is a predicted model, not a curated record. Gene Ontology annotation, biological process: homophilic cell-cell adhesion.
GGCAGUUUGGGGUGGAGUCUAAGCCUUCCAGAGCUUCCCAAGCUAAGGAAGUCAGGGACAAAGCAUAGUUUAACAUGUUUAGUACUCAAGACUAAACAUUCAGUCCCAUUGAUAUAAAAAGUGAGAGGCUGAGGCUCUGCCACACCCAUAUUAAAGACUUCAAUGGCAUGAGAGCCGCACCGCGCCCAGAGGACUUUAUCCGAGCACGUCUGUCAGAUACACGCAGUGUAACGUUAGUGGAGUCCAGAGAAAUCCAACACACACACACACACAGCAGGAUGUAUGAACGCGCGCUGUUCGCUCUCUGCCUGCUUACUUUGGUGUUGUUUCAGAGCGCUGCGUCUUGUGAGUUGAGGCCUGUGCUUGCUCAAGUGCCUAAGAGGCUGCCCGCCGGUUAUGUCAUCUCCGAAAGCAAGGAAGAAUUGAGUCUCAAAGGCUGUGCGGCCAAACCUGUGGCCUUUACUUCCAGUGACCCUGACUUCGCUGUGAAUAGAGAUGGAACCAUUAUCACAGUUCAUGGUUUGGAGAUUACAACAAAGCGGUUUUCUGUACUGGUGCAGGAUGAGAAUGGAAUGGAUUGGAGGGUGGACAUAAUCCUGUCCUGUAAAGAUGAGGCAUCUCAGAAGUCUAGCAGUGUGGCUCGCAAGCGUACUAAGAGAAGAUGGAGACCGUUGCCUUUCUCUUUAGUUGAGAAUGACAAGCUUCCAUUCCCAAAGGAACUGGAGAUGAUUGCAUCUGAUUCUUCAGUAAAUUACACAGUGUAUUAUGAAAUCAGUGGACAGGGUGUUACUACAGAUCCUGUGGGCCUAUUUAUUCUAAACAAGAACAACGGCAUGCUGAGUGUGACUAGGGCUGUCGACCGUGAGCAGUACCCACAAUUCAAUUUUAUCGCUCGUGUGUUUGACCUAAGUGGCAAGGAAACGGAUGCAUAUCUGCCCAUCACUGUGAAUGUGGAGGAUAAGAAUGAUAACACCCCUGAAUUCAUAGGAGGUCGAUUCUUCACUGUAGAAGAACGGUGCAGGGCAGGUAUGAAAGAGAAGGACGAAAGAUGCAUUUUCAAAUAUCAAGUUCAGGGCAUAUAUCACACCAAAAUCAAAGGACAGAAAGGAUUGGAUUUUGAAAAAACUCCACUGGUGAAGCUGGAAAUAACUGCCCGUAAUGAGGUUCCACUGGUUGGGCCUGACACUAAAUGGCUCUCUGUGCCACUCGAGCUCAGUGUGGGAGAUGAAGAUGAAGGACCAGAGUUCAACCCUGGCAUUCUAUAUCUCAAAGUCAAGGAGAAUGUUGCCAAUGGAACCGUCAUUGGAACCUAUAAAGCUCUGGAUCCAGAAAAUAAGAACAGUGAUGGAAUGAAGUACUAUAAGAUGACUGACCCAGGCAACUGGAUCACUGUGGUGGAGAACACUGGAGAACUGAAAACAGCCAAUACUAUAGAUCGAGAAUCACCUUUGGUCCACAAGGAUAUGUACAACAUAACCAUCAGAGCUGUGGAUGAGAGUAAGAAGACAGGAAAAGGGAUGGUUAUAAUCCAGAUCGAAGACGUGAAUGAUAACAUCCCUGUGAUUCCGGGCAAAGACCUGAUCAUGUGUAGUAAGGGCGAUACGCUGAGCUCUGUUCUGGUUGAAGCCGUGGACAUGGACAAGCCACCUUACUCUACUCCCUUCAUCUUCGAACUUGGAGCAGAUCAUGAUGGGAAGUGGAAACUGAAGGAUACUACAGGUUCCUCUGUGGUGCUGGAACAGGCUGUGGCCAUGCCCAACGGUCUCUACAGUGUUCCUCUCUUGGUGAAGGAUCUGCAGGGAUUCGGGAAAGAGCAGACCAUGGAUGUGCGAGUGUGCACUUGUGAGAGGGAGGACAAUGGGUUGGGAAUAUGUGGGGCUCGGAGUGCCUCUUCCUCUUUGGGAAGUUUGGGAAUCCUUGCCUUAGUUCUCUCUGGCCUGCUGUUGAUACUUUUAAGUCUGUUGCUCAUCUUCAUAUGCAGUACUAAGAGAGACAAGCUUUACAUCAGUGAUGACACAGGAACAGGUGGAAUGCUGCUGAAAUCCAACACUGAGGCUCCUGGUGAAGAAGUGAAAGAUGGAGCUUUGAUGAUGAUUCCUGCGGCAGAGGUAGUGGACGGGUCACUACAGAGCGGCCUCAUGGAAAGUAAGAACAUGACUUCAGCUUCAGGGCGCUACGGGCAGUCGUUUUUCCAGGGAGGAGGCGUGUACAACACCACCACUCAAGAGUUUGGGACAGAGAAGUACUACUCAUCUGGACGCUAUGAUAACAACAUGCACGGCAAUGCCACGAUACCGAAACUCUCCAAUACGAGUGCUCUGGACACAUGGAAAACCAACGGGCGCUACUUGGACAGAAAACUGGCUUACUUUGGAGACGAGGCGGAGGGGCGGUAUGCGGAUGACCUGCUGAAGACUUAUGGGCAUGAGGGGAUGGGAUCUCCUGCAGGCUCUGUAGGAUGUUGUAGCAUCGUGGGUGAACCGGAAUCACUGGACUUUUUGAACACUCUCGGACCCAAAUUCAGACCACUGGCUGACGUCUGCUACACCACGAAUCGAACCGGAAACUAAAUCGAGACGUGACUGAGAUGAGAGAGUACUGUAUGCUGUUUGCCAGGGGCCUUCAAAGCACACUGCAGAAAAUCAUGUUCCUAAUCAGUAUUUUUGCCUCGUUUUCUAGUAAAAAUAUCAAAAUAUCCUUAAAACAAGAUGAAUUUACUUGAGAAGCAAAAUUAUGCAAGACCAUUACUGAAUGUAAAGUCUAUUGAUUGUUUAAAUGUAAAUCUCACCAAAUAUGAUUAGAUUUAAGCUCAAAAAUAAAAUGAAUGUUUAAGAAUAACCUUAACUCCAUGAUAUAUAUUCUCUUAGUAUCUCAGUUUUGCUUCUUAAGUAAAUUUACCAAGUUUUGAGGAUAUUUAGUUAUUUUUACUGGAAAACGAGACAAAAAUGCUGAUUUAGAAAACUUUUUUGCAGUACAUGCCUUUCUGCUGGAUUAAUCAAGUGCCUGUGUUUGUCUCUUAAGUUUUUAAGUGUGUGUGAAUGAUGCAAAUAAGCUUUUCUGUAAUUGUUUUGCUCUGCUUUGCAAACCUCUUCCUCACAGAGCUGAGGAAGGACAGUUUCAAUAUAAGUAGGCCUAUACAGAAGAGACAUUAUUUUCUCCCCGAUCGAUUGCAAUUCUCAGCCGUGUGAAGUAUUAACUGAGUCUAUAUUUACAAGACCACGAUGAAGUGUGCUCGUAAACAUUUUUUUGGGCAACGUAUGGAAUUCAGAGCGCUCUUCAGCUCCAAAAACAUUGACACCCGACAUCAACUCUGGACACUGAACUCAUCCUUAGGCCAUGAUGUAUUACUAGAGUUUUUGUGUUAUUUUCUUACAACAUUAAAUGGUAUAGUUGCUAUAGGGAUUUUUAAUUUCAAUGAAAAGAAACCAACUAUUUUGUAUGUAAGUCACUUUAUGCUUUAAAUGAAGAUAGAGGUGAAAGGUGAAAGAACAGGUAAAUUUGGGAAAAACUACUUAGAAGUAAUUUUUUUUUUAUCUCUUUGAUAUUAGUUUUGUUCUGACAGCACAUUUUAAGAUUUCUUUUUUUGUUUGUUUUUUGUUUUUGUAUUUGUGGUAAAUAUUACCAACAUAUCAGAUGUUUAGAGGGUUGUUCUGAUUUUAAACUUAAAGGGAUGCUCUUUGUAAAUAUUUUAAUAAAAUUGAUUACAGACCCUA